GACAAACAUCUUAAUAUAGCUAGUGCAGAAUCCAUAACUUGCAAAUAUGUAAGACUACCAUAUCAAAAUAAACAUGUAGUUUUUCCGUUAAGGCACACUUUGUGCAAAUAGAAUCAGCAUCAUGUCAAUCAUGUCUGAUCUGAAUGUGGGCUGUGGCUAUUUUCAAUGAAACUGAAGAAGUUGAGGCUGUACCCAUUGUCUGGCUGUCACCAUGCCAGACCAUUGUGUCAUGGCCACCUUUCAAGGCUACAAAGGUUUUGAAAUGCAUGAAAGAGCAGCAGCCAGCUGACAAAACAUGGCUUACCUAUCAAGUUAGGAUCCUUAGACGCUAUGAAAACUUUGAGGAAGCCAAAAAAGGGUCCAUUUUGGCACAGGAGACCUCCGACUUAAAUGAGGAUAUUUCUCUUCUACCCUUAGGCAGAGGAGCACGUAUGACAAAAAAGAGGACUUUCUCAAGUUCAGAGGAAGAAAUUCAGCCAUUCAAAAAAAUGGCUGAGAAAGCUGUCACACAACUACCGGUACCACCAAAGGUUCCCAAAGAUUUAGCGUCAGGCGAAUCGAGACUUGAAAAUGAAUCAACAAUCAAUAUCUUAAAAACCCUGGUAGAGGUUAAGCACCAGGUGAUAUCACUCUCUCAACAAGUGGUUGGGUUAGCUGACACUGUCCAGCAACUCAAAGAUGUAAUUGCACAGCAGGCGAGGGUGAUAGCAUCACUACAACCUCCACCAGCGGAAGAAAGUUUUGAUGUGAACCUGCCCCUUUCUAGCCUGGAAGAAUUUGACAUUCAUGAAGAAAAGUUGUCUGAUGAUAUAUAUAGAAAGUUUUUGAUAGCAAAAUUGUCACAUUUUGGUGGCAUACAUUUAAAGCAUACCAUUAAAAAAAUAUUGGACUAUAUGAUGACAACAACACUGCAAUGUCAAUUCAAUUGGGCUGGUAAACCAGGCUGGAAAGGGAAUGGAGUGGCUAGAAGAGGAUUUCAACAUUGCCAACUUUGUUUAGUAAUUGCAGAUGCUGUUGGAGAGAUGGUCUGGCAUGGCGACAGCCAGGCAAUGGGUACAGCCUCAACUUCUUCUGUUUCAUUGAAAUUAGCCACAGCCCACAUUCUAGACAAUUAUUAAAUUAGUGUUUAAUAAAUAUGUAUGGUUACAACAUUCGUUUUCUGCUCCUAGCCUAAUUUUUUAAAUGACUUUUUUCAACUUUUAUAAUUAAAUUAAUUUUUUAAAUUUU
Molecule: messenger RNA, 1227 nt
Organism: Biomphalaria glabrata
Lineage: Eukaryota; Metazoa; Mollusca; Gastropoda; Planorbidae
Exons: 7
Coding region: 144-1118 (324 amino acids)
Source: RefSeq, a predicted model, not a curated record